GGGGCCUAGGAAGAGUCUUUUUUCGUACGCAAAAAUGGAAAUAAUAAUAAUAAUAAUAAUAAUAAUAAAAACACAAAGCGAGUAUAUAAAGGACACUUGGAUCAAUCAACCCUCUUUAGAUCGGCUCUUCCGCUGGCAAACUCAAGGAGGAGGAUCGACAAAGGAGAGAACUAAGUUGCAGAUUUUACAGUGAUAUGAAAGAUUGCUUGGGUUUUACAUUAAGUGGAAAUUGUAUAUUUGGUUUUAUUUAUAUAGUUAGUGUACAUAAUGAGUAGGCUUCGGAAGGAUGUUAAUGCUUGUAAUGAAGGGAAUGCCCUUAGUAAAACUUGUGCAAGACAAGGUUGUAGUGAGAAUUCUGGUUACCUCGAUCAGGAUAUUUUUCAACUCACAAACCUUAGAUCAGGACCCUGUGACCUUUUGUCCCGGGGUGUGCCUGGCAGGAUGAAACUACCUAUUUCUACAUUGAAAAUGUUGGUUGGGCGAGAGGGUAAUUUUACGGGAAGAGGUAGAUUUACAUCAGCUGAUAGUUGUCAUGUUUUAAGUCGGUAUCUGCCUGUCAAUGGUCCCUGGUGGGUGGACCGGGUGCAAAGUCGAGCAUAUGUUUCUCAGUUUUCAGCCGAUGGUUCUCUUUUUGUUGCUGGAUUCCAGAGAAGCCACAUUAGGAUAUAUAAUGUGGACAGUGGAUGGAAAGUUAAGAAGGACAUCAUGGCUAAAAGCUUGAGAUGGACAAUUACUGAUACCUCUCUUUCACCAGAUCAACGUUUUCUUGUGUAUGCUAGUUUAUCCCCUAUUGUCCACAUUGUGAAUGUUGGAUCUACUGCAACAGAGUCAGUUGCAAACAUUACAGAAAUUCAUGACGGUUUGGAUUUUGCUGGUGAUGAUUAUGAUGAUGAUGUUGGAUUGGGGAUCUUCUCUGUGAAAUUUUCCACUGAUGGAAGAGAGCUUGUAGCUGCAAGCAAUGAUAAUUCUAUACAUGUUUAUGAUCUUGAGGCAAAAAGGCCUAGCCUCCUAAUCCCAGCUCACAAGUCUGAUGUCAACACUGUGUGCUUUGCGGACGAAACUGGGCAUCUCUUAUUUUCUGGCAGUGACGAUCAUCUUUGUAAGGUGUGGGACAGGCGUUGCUUUGUCACUAAAGGAAAAGCAGCUGGGGUCUUGAUGGGACACCUAGAAGGCAUUACAUUCAUUGAUAGCCGUGGAGAUGGCCGUUAUUUUAUUUCAAAUGGAAAAGAUCAGACCACCAAACUCUGGGAUAUACGAAAGAUGGCCUCCAAUGCUACAUACACUCCAAGGCGAAGAGAUCCUGACUGGGACUACAGAUGGAUGGAUUACCCAACGCAUGUACGGGCCUUGAAACAUCCCCAUGAUCAGUCAAUAGCAACAUACAGAGGCCAUUCAGUGUUGCUCACUUUGAUUCGUUGUUACUUCUCUCCAUCGUAUAGCACUGGUCAAAAGUACAUUUACACUGGCUCUAGUGAUGGUUCUCUUUUUAUAUAUGAUCUGGUGAGUGGAGCUCAAGUUGCGAGUCAUCACCAUCACAAAGCUCCAGUGAGAGAUUGUAGUUGGCAUCCGUUCUAUCCAAUGAUGAUCACGUCCUCCUGGGACGGUGUCAUUGCCAGAUGGGAAUUUCCCGGCGGCAAUGAAGAGCCCUCACGAUGGGAGCCGAAUCAUAGAAGACCCUACUUUUGAAAAUCUCUAUUGGUUCUGCAAAUACAGGUUAGAUACUUUGCAAGUUUAUUAAGCCUCUCUCCUGCCUCAAAGAGUGCAACAGUUUGUAUAGGUAAAUUCAUAGAGGUUUUGCUUAAUUUGAAUUCAGCAUUGCAGAAACGGCUGGAAAUAGGCCAUGGUAAAAUUGUGUGAAAAAACCAUUUUGUUUGACCACAAAUGUAUCUAGUUCAGCUCUUUUGCUGCUUCUAUUUUCA
Molecule: messenger RNA, 1919 nt
Organism: Theobroma umbraticum
Lineage: Eukaryota; Viridiplantae; Streptophyta; Magnoliopsida; Malvales; Malvaceae
Product: LEC14B homolog
Biological process (GO): proteasome-mediated ubiquitin-dependent protein catabolic process
Cellular component (GO): Cul4-RING E3 ubiquitin ligase complex
Molecular function (GO): protein binding
Source: RefSeq, a predicted model, not a curated record